AUGGAAGUAAGAAUUUCGCUAAUAGUUGUAAUAGCGGCCGUGAGUGGCUUCGUAACCUCUGCAAAUGGAAAGCCGAUUGCUUCAGUGUCGGUUGACCCUGAAUUACAACCUGCGAGAGAGUCAGAACUCUUGGUAAGUGAAUGAAUAUGUUUAUCCUAAAUUCAAUUAUUCCCCUUGAAAAGAUGUAUGAUUUCGAAUCGAUCUGAACUGAUUUCGUUCGAUUAGAUAUACAAUCUACAAUGCUCUGUUUGUAUAGUUAUACUAGCGUAAAGUUGCCUUUGGUAAAAAUUUCCGGCACAGCAGAUAUCAUUAUUUCUUAGCACAGUUGGCGUGUUUAUUCUGCUCGGAUGUGCUUCUUUUAAAAUUAUCGAAACAGUAGUGUGCGUCAGUGAAGUUAACAUUUCGCUUUAGAAAAUGUUUUCUCAGCUCAACGACCCGUGAAAAAUUACAUUGUGAAUGAAGUGGAUGACAGCUUCAAUUCAUUGAUCAAUCAUCAGUGAAGUACAUACCGCAGCCAGGAUUAAUUGAAUGACUUCUUUCCAACAGUUCUAUUCGAGUCCUCACGGAAUUAUUAAAUUUGCUCUUCGAUCUCGCUUCCACAACUUUUCAACUUAAAAUCAAAGAAGCUAUCCACAUUCAAUGGGAGAAACUUUCACCUAAUCAUCAACUUUAUCAUGUUGAUUUAAAACUUUCCUUGUAAAUGCAUGCAUUGCUCUGUUACUAUUGUUUGUUUUGUCCAAUCAGCAUUUUGUUACACACUUAAAUUCAACUUUGUAUUAUUCAGAACUAAAGAUGACAGAAGAACUGUCGAAAUACGUUUUCAAAAAGUGUCGUUCAUUUUCUUAAACUCUAAAACUAGGAGUACAGUCAAGCUUGGAAAGCUUAGAAGCAUAAAGAAUGCCUUUGUGUUAAAAGCUACCUUCUGUAAAUUUAAGUUAAUGUUUUUUUUUGCUUUUUUUGACCGGAUUUAAUAACUUCACCAUCACACCUGCUGAAAUAAUACAUGCUUUUUCUUGGAGACUAAAUUACGCGCGGUUGGUCAAUAUAGGAAAUUGGCCACUCGAUCGCAGCCCUAAAGCCCACUUAAAAAACCGAACAAUCAUAUGUAAGAAUGGUUUUUCCUUUGCUCGGUCGCUCAACGGUAUUGUAUCUGAAUCGCGAAACAACGCACACUAACUCUCCAAGUGUUUUUUUUGUUGAUAGGAUUAUCUUAUUAAGUAUGGCUACCUCAGCAGCCCCAAUCACAGAAUCGGAAAAGUGACCACAAUGGAAGACUUCAGAGCGGCCGUUAAGAAAAUGCAGCGUUUUGCUGGUUACAAGGAGACUGGCGACAUCUCCGACGCUAGGACAUUAGCGCUUGUGAAACGAAAGAGAUGUGGAUUGGCAGACUUAGGACCGUCGGACAACGCGAAGAGAAAAAGGCGAUGGGCUCAUCAGGGAACAUCCUGGAAGAAAAACGUAAGUUAUUUUCUAGAAGCUUUGUUUCAGUCCUUCGCGAGUAUUUCCAGCGUAGGUGGUUUCGGUGACUUCAACGCGGAUUUUCUAGUCUUAAUGCUCUUUUUAGCUGUAGGAAUUUGAUUUAACAUAGAAUGGACCAGAUUCGGUUUAAAUGAUGGUUCAAGCCGACGGGCGCGCGAAGGGCGCGCCUUACGACGCGCGUAGCGAGCAAGGAGGGUGAUCCUCGCAAGUGAAGGGAUGGACGCGCGAGGAGAGAACUUUAAAGCGCUCGCCGUUUUGGAAUCAAGCAGUCAAUUAAUGGAUCGAUUAUCCUUCUUUUAACAGUUUCUUACUUACCGGCUCGAAAAUCAUACACCAGACAUCGCCAAAGAAGACGUAGACAAAACAAUUGCUAAAGCCAUUGAAAUGUGGUCGAACGCGAGCGGUCUAACAAUCAAGCGUGAAGACGACCCUGAGGCGACACCUGAUAUAAAAUUAAGUUUUGUGGAAGGUUUCCAUGGCGAUACCCGGCCAGCCGAUGGGCCUGGGGGGGAGCUUGCUCAUGCAUUCUUUCCUCUGGGAGGAAAAGGAGAGGAAGAUCUCGCUGGCGAUGUUCAUUUUGAUGAUGAAGACAAGUUUGCUAUCAACGAUGGUGCUGGAGUUGACUUGCUGUGGCUCUCCGUGCAUGAACUGGGUCAUAGUCUUGGACUGGAUCACACUUAUCAUCCCGCAUCUGUCAUGUUUGCUUAUUAUCCGGGAUACGUGGAGAAGCUGAAACUAGACAGUGAUGACGUAGCUGGAAUCCAGGCUCUUUACGGUAAGAAAGAAAUAACAUCCAAAACUUUCCUCAAAACUUUUGAUGCUUUGAACAAUUUUACGAUAAGGCUUCAUUUUCCUCUGGAAGUGAACUAUCUGUUAUUUCUAUAAAUAAGCAAUGAAGUUCCCUCAUCGGACAUUCGACCUCAUCUUAGUUAUUUCGCCUUUAUUUUUUCACAGGUCUUCCAGAUGUGGUCGCGCCUCAACCAGACCCAACGCCUAAGACUUGCAGUGACGUCAAACUUGAUGCCAUGGUAACUACAGCUGAUAAGAAAACCUACGCCUUCAAUGGCCAACAUUUCUGGGAAAUCAGAGACACGGGUGGUGCCUCUGGCCCUCAUGAAAUCAAAGCUCAUUGGCCCGAUCUGGAAGAAAACAUCGAUGCAGCUUACACAGUGCAAGAACCCUUUGGACACACCAUUUUCCUCAAGGAUUCUAGGUAAUUACUCCGAAACGUUUUUUGAACUUAUUUAACUGUUUGUGUUCUGGUUUCUGUCAAGAGCAUAUGUAUCACAUCUAUAAUACUCCGAAAGUUUACGCUGGACAAUCUAAUUGGUCUGUUGUUUUUUCUAACAUUAUUUUAUUAGAUUCUGGGUAUACAGCAACAAAGAAUAUAUUUAUGGUCCGGCCCAAAUCUCGCAACUUAAUCUUCCCGAUGAGCUUGCCAAUGUGGACGCUGCAUUCCAGUGGGUACGAAAUGGAAAAAUCUACUUCUUUAAGGGCUCAAGAUACUGGAGAUUUAGCAGCACAUCUGGUAGUCUACAAAUGGAUGCUGGAUACCCCAGGGAUAUAUCUGUGUGGAGAGGGGUUCCCUACGAUAUCAAUGCGGUAUUCCAAUGGAAGAACGGCAGGUCAUAUUUCUUCAAAGGAAACAAAUACUACGCUUACGACGAUGCAAGAGUGCAGCUCCUGGAGGAUAAUGAGAACCCUUAUCCCAGAGAUGUAGCGUCUAACUGGAUGGGAUGUGUCCGACCGGAAGUCGCAAUUAGACCGGUGGGGGCUGCUUUUGGUCUGGUGCCAAAUGUACUCCUCUUCAUGGCAUCUUUACUCAUAACAUGGUUGUUUUAAGUCAAACGCCCUAGAAUUAAAUUAAAAAAGAGACGAGCCUUAAUUUAAAAUUGAACACUACUUUGGCACGCGUCGAAGUAAAGAUGGCAGAACUCAUGAAAGGAGUCAUAAAUAGAGGCAGAAAAUGAAUUCAACUCUUACAAAGGUUGUUUAUAUAAAUAGUACAAUGUACAGUUAUAUGUUAGUUCCUAAUGGAACAAUUUCAGUUUUAAGCGUUUCAAACCAAAAUAUUUAUUUAAGUUAUUCUUGUGAAUAUAAUUUAUUUGAUGCAAAUAUGUUCAUGUCGAGACAAAAGUUCAUUAAGAGCUGAUAAAGCUCAAACAAAAUAAACAUUGAAG
Messenger RNA from Pocillopora meandrina, 3659 nucleotides. The record is from the annotation of a GenBank genome assembly. NCBI's taxonomy places the organism in Eukaryota, Metazoa, Cnidaria, Anthozoa, Scleractinia, Pocilloporidae.